Pangasianodon hypophthalmus (striped catfish) is the source of this 3467-nucleotide messenger RNA. It is a transcript of the gene cnksr1, whose product is annotated as connector enhancer of kinase suppressor of Ras 1. Gene Ontology annotation, molecular function: protein binding. The record is from RefSeq and is a predicted model, not a curated record. The transcript is spliced from 21 exons. NCBI's taxonomy places the organism in Eukaryota, Metazoa, Chordata, Actinopteri, Siluriformes, Pangasiidae. Bases 92 to 2434 code for a protein of 780 amino acids.
AGCAUUUUUUUUGCGCUGUCGGUAAAACGGGAGAAGUCCUGCUCAGCGCUCCGGGUUUGGGACGGGAUUAAGCGCUCCUCAGACUCCGCUCAUGGAGCCUAUAACGUCGUGGAGCGCCGAGAGAGUCAGCGCCUGGCUCAGAGGUCUGGAUGCGUCUCUGCAGCAGUACGCAUUUGAACAGUGGCGAUUGUGUGGGGUGGAUCUGCUGCAAUUAUCCUCGCAGCAGCUCGAACAGCUCGGUGUGCACAAGAUCGGACACCAGGAGCUCAUCCUGGAUGCUGUGGAGAAACUCUGCACUAUGACAUAUGGUCUAGCUGGGGAGAAUGUGGGCAGUGUAGCGGAGAAGCUGCGUGCUGUGGCUCACUCGCUGCAGAUGGGUAUUCAGAGUCGAUGGCGUGUCAACACAUAUGAUGGGCACAGAGCCACGAAAAUGCCUAAUCAACAACUGCAGCUGGUACUGGAUCUCAUCGUCACAGCCAAGGCCUUGUAUUCUCUGCUCAACGGGUAUCAGUACACAGAGCUGACAGGAUAUACAGGCUUUAAGAACAUCCUUGAGCUGUGUAAAGAUCUGGGCUCCGCCGUGCAGAAGGACAACACGGUGUUGGAUAAGGAGAAGGACAUCAUAUCGGUCAGUCGUCAGUUGGUGGCGAUAUGUGAUGAGGUUCUGAGCGCUGCUCCUGAGGCUGUACUGACCCACACUUCUCAGCUGCAAAGUGUUGAUCUGGUGCCGGUCCUGCCUGGAGAACAACUGGGGAUUGAGAUCACCUCCACGUCCUCUAGCCAACACUACAUCUCUGGAACAGCUGCUGAGUUUCCAGCAGAUUCCGCUGAGAAGAUCUUGGCAGGCGACGAGGUCAUAAAGGUCAAUGAUCAGAUCGUGGUGGGCUGGAGCAGGAAGAACCUGGUGGCGAAGCUUCAGGAGAACCCAAAUGGUGUGACACUGCUGCUGAGACGCCUUCCUGCCCUGUCUGUCUCUCACAAACACAAAGACAAGCCAGCACAGAAGGAAGAAGAAGACGAGGAAGAGGAAGAGAGAAACAGACACUCAGUGUUUGAGCGAGCGCCGGUGUCUGUGCGCUCGUACUCGUUCAGGGCUGCUGUCUUGUCCCCUGAAGGGCAGCAGCUUACAGGACAGGAGGAGCUGGAGUUGAGUGGCCUUGAUGGGAAUCAGAGCCACAGUGCACACACACACCACCUGGGUGCAGGUUCUGGUUUAGAGCGCAGGAGUACGUCUCUCCUCAGUCUGGACUCCAGCAGGACAAGAGUCGGAUCCUGGCCUGACAUGGGGGCCAGUAUGGAGGAAAAGGAGCCCAAGAAGAGCUCCUUCAAAGGCACACGGACGGCGUUGAGUCGUAGGAGGGUGUCGUGUCGUGAGCUGGGCCUGCCGGACUGCGACGGAUGGCUCUGGAAGAAGAGGAAAGAGAUGAGUGUGUUCAUGACACAGAAAUGGCAGCGCUUCUGGUUUGUCCUUAAAGGAGUUACAAUCUACUGGUACACCAGCCAGCAGGAGGAGAAGGCAGUCGGGAUGGUGAAGAUUGGCAGCUACAGCAUCGAGAGCGCUGGAGAACACAAGAGGAAGUACGUGUUUAAAAUGUGCCACCCACGCUUUCAGAACUUCUUCUUCGCUGCUGACAACGUUAACGACAUGAGCAAGUGGAUCAACUGUCUGAUCACCGCCAUCCAGAAAUAUAAGAAGCACCAGCAGAAUCCAUCAGACAACGAGACUGAGUGCUACAGUGAGACAGAGUCAGAGGAGGACGGCUCACACUCGCCACGCCUUGUAAAGAAAAAACCCUCCACGAAGGCCCACUCGAAUACACUUCCUCGAGCUCUGGGCAAGAAAAACAAACCACUAGGAGGAGGUGCAGUAACCACUUCACCAGCAGGGGGCAGUAAAGCUGCAGGAACGGUGGAUGAGAUGGGAGAGCUGUUUAACAAGCUGAAGGAGGGAGGAGUGUCUCUGAUUGGCCAGAAUCAGCCCAUCACUCAUGACCAACUCCGCAGGUCAUUUAUCCGACGAAACAAAAAUCCCGUCAUCAAUGAGAAGAUCCACACACUCCGCGCUCUCCAGAGCACACUCAAGGCGAAAGAGGCGGAGCUACAGCUCAUCGAUAAGCUUCUGGAAGAUUCCAGUCUGACGCCGCUGAAAUUCCGCCAGUGGAAGCAGAACAACGAUGAUCUCUACCAGGAAAUCGAGAAAAUCGCCACAGAGAAAAAACACAACCAAACAACCCCACAAGUGAAAACCGCCACCGCUGAUGACGACGGAGCAUGCAGACUCAGCCUGAGUGACGGAGAGCAGCUAGUGGACGCCGAGUUGCCUAGCGAUGGAGACUCCGCCCUCGACUCUGGGCGGGAACACUUAGCAGGGCUUACUGAUCCACAUAGUCAAAGAGCAGACAGCAGCUCUUCUGAAAAUUACUUCUACAUCUGAGCUGAUAAGUACUGACCCUGUGCCCAUCCACUUUAGGGUUCUGACAAGUCAGAGCCUCUUUUUAGGAAUGCGGCGGGACUCGAGCUGCUCUGGGGAGCAUUUCCAUUUUCCAACCUUGUUCUUACAAGAAAUGAUCGAUGUCAGUGUUGCUGAGCAACCUUAAUGAUGUUUUUAAGCUAACUGCCUAGCUAGCUAGUAGCAGUGGCUUUCUGUUGUUUUACUCACAUUUUUUAAAAUGAAACUCCAAAGAUCUGUAAAUAAUCAAGUAAUUAUUAAUUGCUUGAUCCUCAUGUUUUGUUCACUACUUUUACAGUAGUGUUACACCAUUUAAAACAACCAGUAUAAAUGAAUCUUCAUCUCAAUAUGGAUUUCCAAGUCUUCACGUCAGCAGCCCAAGUCCAGCAUGAUCAGUAUUUAUUUACUUUUAAUACAGUUCACAUCCCAACUCAGAUCUGAAGCAGAGUACUGCUGAUUGGAAAGAACACAUUGCUGUUAAUCCACUGAAGACUCAAAGUGAUGCACUGGAUAUAGAGCUUAAAAAAAAUAAACAGUGAACCUGGAACCAGAAGGAGAUAACCAAAAUCCCUGAUGUCUCUGUUGAAGUGAGCAUGAGUUCCGAACUCAUAUUUGUCAACCAUCAUUAUCAGAGCUCUUUUCUGAAACAGGAAGUUAUUUUUCUUUGAAAAUAAUCUGUGACAAAUUUUAUGUUAUAUAAAAAUAGAACAAAGUGGCCUGUGCACAUAACGGACAUUGAUAGGGCCUUUUAUUUUUACAGGUAACUUUUAGAGUCAUUUUAAAGUUUUAAUAUAAUAUCUAGUUUUAUGUUUCAUGUUUGUACUGAUAUUGUUAAUAUGUGCAAUGAUGGGAAGAAAAGGAAAAGAAUUAAUGUAAAUGAUCUUGUAAUUCAUUACACAGAACAAAAGCAUGAGUCUUAGAGUAUUUAGUAAUAUUGUGAACAAUGUAAGUUGUAUAUGUGAAAGGCAAUGUUUGUUAUAUUGUAAAUAAAAUGUCUACAGUUUACAAAAGCUAAAAA